CGAAAUGCUGCAUCCAAACGACUCGUUAAAUGGACGAAGAAUAGAAGCCGACAAUCUCUGAUACUCGGAGGCUGUAGAAAAUCGUAGGGUCUUAAAAUUUGUGGAUGAGUUUGUGUUCACCAUCAUUCAACUCGAGAUUUAUUGGUUGGAUGGUUAAAAACGGUUGAAACCAACCUUUGUACACCCCUACAUAUGGUAAGGGGAGAUAGAAGCUCCGCUAACAAUAGGGUUAAUUUAGCAACCACGUGAAUUUUCAGUGACUAAAGUUGAAAUUAGCCCAUAAGCCGUUGAUACGGUACGUUUCAUCUUCGUAUUCGCUCCAGACUUCCAGUUCUCUCCUCGCCUCCUUCCCUAACCUUCAAUCAACGGCAUAACGCGUCGCCGGCUUUGCAGUCCUUCUUCGCACCCAAAUCCAGCCACCGCCGCGACUCCCCCGAAUUCGCGGAACCCGGCGGCGGAAGUCCACGCCGACACUCUCCUUCCCCCACUUUUUCCUUCCCGGGAGCACUUCGAGUUCGACUGUCCAUUAGUCGUACGCAGGGGCGAAGCAGGUAACUCGAUUGAAUCUAUAUCUUCGUUUGCUGAAUCAGAACCCAAAUGCGACUGCGGAUUGUCUGCCUCUCUCAUUUGAUUUUCAGAGAUUCGGAUGCCUUUCAGGCCGAUGAAAGCCUGAAAAUCUUCUUGCCUUUUGUUCAUGAAGUGACUCCAGCAUUUUUUGAGCUAGGGUUUGGGGUUUUAGGAUUUGGCUAUUCCUGCUCUGGCUUCUUCUGCUUCGAUUGCAAUAGCUUUACGUUACAGUCUUGAGUUAUAAGAAGUUAUUUGUGUGUUUGCUGAAAACUGAAAGGGAAUGGAUUAGCUCAGAAGAAGUGAACAAACCGGCUUGUUUGCUUGUUGGGUUUUCUUUGCUCAGAUUUCUGUGGCAUUGUAUUUUGAUGAUAGAAUCAUCUUCUGUGGCAGCUCUAUUUAGCUCCUGUUUCAUAUUGACCUCGUUGAAUAAUGUCGCGAGUUCUCAGUUUCAUAUCAGCAUUCAUCCUUGAUGUUUGGGUAAGCUUUGUAUACAUUUGUUAGAAUGGUGACAUUUCCCUCAAGAUGUCCAUUUUCGUGAUCCAAGUUUAGCUUUGAUAUAAAUUAAAUCCUAGAGCUAAGUUCUUCUAUUUGAUUAAAGAAAGAACUAAGAAGAUAUUUCCACCAUAUUUUGCUGAAGUUUAAGUUCAUGGUUCCAGCGCUUCAUGAUGGCUUCACUCUUGGUUGACUCUGUGUGGAAAUUGCUUUCAAAGUUCUGUGUGUGAAGUUUUGCUAUUCCUUUCUCACCAGCUGGUUCGAUCUCUUGAUGCAAUUUCAUUUGAAAAUGGCAGGUGCAAAGAUGCAAGUCAUUCCUAGUGAAAACCCUCUCUCGGUUUCCGGUCCCAGGCCCAUGGAAUGGUCGACCGUUCCGUACUCUGGUCCUGGAGGGCCUGCUUCCAACGGUAAAAACCGAACUUCAAGCUUGGAAUCACCCAUAAUGCUGCUUACUGGUCAUCAAAGUGCCAUCUACACUCUUAAAUUCAACCCUACCGGCGACCUCAUUGCAUCUGGUUCACAUGACAAGGAGAUAUUCCUGUGGAAUGUCCACGGCGAUUGCAAAAACUUCAUGGUCCUAAAGGGCCACAAAAAUGCAGUCCUCGAUCUCCACUGGACCACCGAUGGAUCAAUGAUUAUAUCAGCCAGUCCUGACAAAACUGUCAGGGCAUGGGAUGUCGAGACAGGGAAACAGAUCAAGAAAAUGGCUGAGCACUCAUCAUUUGUAAACUCAUGCUGUCCUUCCAGGAGGGGCCCGCCCCUCCUCGUCAGUGGUUCAGAUGACGGGACAGCCAAGCUCUGGGACCUACGCCAGCGAGGCGCCAUCGGGACGUUCCCUGAUAAGUACCAGAUCACGGCAGUGGGGUUCUCCGAUGCUUCGGAUAAGAUAUUUACAGCUGGAAUCGACAACGAGGUGAAGGUGUGGGACGUCAGGAAGGGUGAAGUGACGAUGAAGCUUGAGGGGCAUCAGGAUAUGAUAACUGGGAUGCAGUUGAGCCCCGACGGCUCGUACCUCCUGACCAAUGGCAUGGAUUGCAAGCUGUGCAUUUGGGAUAUGAGGCCUUAUGCGCCGCAGAAUCGGUGUGUGAAGAUUCUAGAAGGGCACCAGCACAACUUUGAGAAGAAUCUGUUGAAGUGUGGGUGGUCUCCUGAUGGAAGCAAGGUUACUGCUGGUAGUUCUGAUCGGAUGGUCUAUAUAUGGGAUACUACUACUCGAAGGAUACUAUACAAGCUUCCUGGCCACACUGGCUCCGUCAACGAGUGUGUCUUUCACCCGACUGAACCGCUUGUUGGCUCGUGCAGUAGCGACAAGCAGAUUUACCUUGGGGAGAUAUGAUCAAGGCUAGCUAUGAACUGUGGCAAGCAUCGUUUUAGCCUUUGGGUGUAUGGGGUUAGUGAUUUUGUGUUGUAUCUAUCAACUAUCGUGUAGGUUUUUUGCAACCUGAGUUUGAACUUUUGAACCUUUGAUCUAAGGCUUGUCUUUUCUUAGGCCAAUGUUCUACUUGCUGAUGUUUUCUGAUACUGCUGUGGGGCUUUUUGUCUGAAAGCAGCAUAAUUCCAGGUCCUUGCUUUUCUUUGUUCAUCCGCAUGUGGAAGUUUGGUUUCUGGGAACUGUGGAUGAGGAUGGGACAGGUAAAUGUCUGUUUACAACUUACAAGACACCCUAUCGUAUAUAUAUGUACUCGUAUGCAUUUUAUGCGUUUUUAAAAUUAUCAUUGUAACGAAAAGAAUCUAGAAAAAGGAACGCUUUUGUCACCGAACCUUUCAUCUUUUCGCCAAUUUUUAAUAUGAUAUGAACAUCUUGUAUGGUACUUAAUUGGUAGGGUACGUAAAGCUCCAAAUGAGAUAAUGCCGUGUCCACUUCCUUUACUCCAAUUGGUUGUUCCUCCUCUUCCAUUCUCCAGGAUUCUUUCCUCUUCCUCUUCUCAACGCAACAUACACCAAAUUGAUGAUUUGGUCAUCCAAUUUCCAUUCCUAGUUUCAAUUUUGUCCGUUGCACCACAUUCACUUGUGACGACAACACAUGACUAAACUCUAAUUAGACCAUAACAAAAAGUUGUCUCUGAGAUUUAACUUGCUAGACGACAAAGAAAAAGCAUAUGAAAGUUAACCCUUCAAUGUUGUGGUUAGAUUUUAUAGAGAAAGAUGACACACUAUGAAAAAUUUGCUAUUAACGCAAAUAUGAUUAGGGUUUUUGUUCGGUUCAUCAGUUUUCAAAGAUUGUAAAGUCGCAUUUAAAGGUGUGCAAUGGUUCGAUCAGGUCUGGACUGAAUGAAACUCAUAAGAACCUCGGUCCAUUAGUGAAAGACAUUUUAGGAUCAAGGACCAGACCAUUAUUGUAUUCAUUUCCAUUUGAUUUGAUUUGGUCCGGUCCAAAUAUCAAUAUCGGUCAAUCAUUUCUUCAAUAAUUGUAAAAUUCGUGGGGGGCCAAGGACCGGACCGCAUUAUACCCAGUUCAGUACGAUCCGGUCCAAACUUCAAUUUGGUCCGGUACGGACCGGCCCAUUGCACACCCCUAAUCGUAUCGGAGAUUGUAUCAGAAAAUUCAAUUAUAGGAUAUUUUGUACUAAAAUCGUAGUUCAACUGUUUUAUACAGCUAAAAAAUCGUCUAUCAGAUUUGACUAUGAUAUGAGGUUUUUCGGUUGGAGCAUCGGUAUGGUACAAUAUAACAAACACUGUUUUUUUUUUUUUUUGGGUAAAAGAAAACUUAGCUAUGAAUUAUGAUCGAACUAAAAAGUUAGAAUAACAUAUCUGGGGCUGUUAUAACUAACAUCAAACUCAAGUGACUAUACCUGCAAUUUACCUUCCUCCUAAACGAUGCCGUCUGAGUUGAACCACCUCGUUUCGUUCAUUACAAAAAUACAAAUGGGCUUUAUAG
Molecule: messenger RNA, 3937 nt
Organism: Linum trigynum
Lineage: Eukaryota; Viridiplantae; Streptophyta; Magnoliopsida; Malpighiales; Linaceae
Source: the annotation of a GenBank genome assembly